AACUGCAUUUUUCCCACUUUUGUCUCAAUCCACUGAAUAAUGAUUCUCGCUGUCCCUUGUCGUUUCUUUUCCAUUUCAUUUUUUUUUUUUUUUAAUUGAGAUUUCUCAUCAUCUGAUCCGCACUGCAUCCUUCCCGAUGCAAAUUGCAAUUUGCAAAACCCUAACUUUGUCUUCAAAAAUCUGUUCUUGAUCAAAAGGUCAAUUUGGUUUGUUUGAUUUCUGCAAUUGAUUGAUGAGUUUCUUUUGAUGUCUUGGGCAAGUGGUGCAAUAAAAAAAAACGAAAAUGAAGUAAUUUAGGGUCGUUAGCAAGCUGUCAGACAAUGUAAUAUAAUAAUAUUGCUAUGCUCCCCACAUGUUCGAUCAAAUGCCUCAAAGAGACUUCCCUUAAUUUACUACACUUCUUCUAUACCUUUUCACACAAUCUUAAUUUUCUUCGAAUCAGGCAGCUGUUCAUAGCGACAAACAAGAAGAAAAUUCGAUCGAAUCCACAAUGGGAAGUGAUGGAGGAUGGGAAGAGGAGGUCGAAAAGUUCGAAAGAUCGAAAGCCGGAGUCAAAGGCCUCGUGGAUUCAGGAAUAACAAAACUUCCCUGUUUUUUUCGAACACCCUUUCCGGUGUCCGAAACCAAUGACGGCUCCAAAGUUCAGAUCCCGGUAAUAGAUUUGCAGGGAGUUGACCUCGGCGGAUCGCGGCGAUCAGAGAUUGUCGACGAGAUCCGCCGGGCGUCGGAGAAUUUGGGAUUCUUCCAAAUAGUCAACCAUGGAAUACCCGCCGCCGCAAUUGACGACAUCCUCGAAAGCACGAGGAGUUUCCAUGAGCAGCCUAAGGAAGCCAAGAUGGACCUCUAUUCGUCGGACGGCAGACGGACCGUUAGAUUCUACACGAUCAACGGUCGUCUCGAGAGAUCGCACAUCGCAGGCUGGAGGGAUGCGCUUUCUUGCACAUUUUUGGAUGGCGUCGUCGACCCUGAGGUUAUCCCUCCUGUUUGUAGGGACGGAAUCGUAGACUACAUGAAGCACAUGAAGGAUAUAGGCGAGGCGGUCUCGGGGCUCCUCUCGGAGGCAUUAGGAUUACGCCAAAAUACAUUGUCGCAAUUACAAUGUAUGUAUAGUCAAUACCUGUCUUGUCUCUACUACCCGCCAUGUCCUGAGCCCGACCGGGCCUUAGGCGCGACAAAGCACUCCGACCCGACGGCCCUCACCAUUUUAGUCCAGGACACCACCGGCGGCCUCCAGAUCCACCACGACGAGCGGUGGGUCGACGUCCCGCCGAUCCCGGGAGCCCUGAUUGCGAACAUCGGGGAUCUUCUGCAGCUGAUCACAAAUGACAAGUUUAAGAGCGUGGAACAUCGGGUGCUCGCCAGGGCGGCGGGCACCCGUCUUUCUGCUGCUUGCUUUUUCUAUCCGAGCGGCAUGGAAAUUUCCGCCGGAGAACACCGGCCGAUCGACGAGCUGGUGUCGGACGACAACCCGCCGCGGUACCGGCCGGUGAACUAUAUUGAGUUUGUGACUCAUUUCCAGAAACAUGUUAAAACUGGAGAUUCAGCUUUGUGUAAUUUCAGGGUUUGAGUUGUUUUUGGGUUAUAGAACAUUUGUGGCUUCUUUGAGUUUGAGUAUGAGUACUUUGAAUAAUAUUUGUUGGUUUUGGGUUUAAGGUUUGGGGGUUAGAAAAGUUUAAGUUCAAAUAGUAUUUGAUGUC
Molecule: messenger RNA, 1697 nt
Organism: Andrographis paniculata
Lineage: Eukaryota; Viridiplantae; Streptophyta; Magnoliopsida; Lamiales; Acanthaceae
Product: 1-aminocyclopropane-1-carboxylate oxidase homolog 1-like
Exons: 2
Coding region: 491-1567 (358 amino acids)
Source: RefSeq, a predicted model, not a curated record